UUCAUUGAUCGAACCACGGUGCGUCGUGCGGUUGUUAUUUAGCGCUUCAGAGCGUUCAGAGCCAGUGUUACGACGAUGUGAUUUCGGAUCGCGCGGCUGUUUCGAGCUUAGACCGGUCAAUUCAUGCGACAGUGGUGUAGAGAAAAGGAGUGAGGCGAAAAUCCGAAAAUAAAAAUAAUCCGAGAAUAGAUCAGAGGCGCGGAGUAUAAAUAGGCCGGUGCGUAAUGGCGAUGUCUUCGUUAACGGGACUGCAGUCAGGGUUAGUAGACCAGCCUGAACUGAUUUUCGAGCUUGAGUGGAAACGGCCGCCGAAAUAUUCCGCAAGGCGACAAGAACCCAAGGCCAGGAUCGGCAUCUGCGAUCCUCCCGACCCCAGCCUCGACCUCUGGCUCUUCAAAUCAUACCUGUGCCAAAACAUAGGCUUGUCAGGGGACAUAGCUAUCAGCUACGUGGAUAGCGACGGUGACGAACUACCAAUCGAUUCGGAGUGUGAAUUUCGUGAAGCACUUAAGUUUGCUAGAUCGCAAAGCAAGCAGUACAAGAAUGUUGUGUUGAUCAUUGACAAAAUAGGGAAGCAAGAACUAUCGUCUAACAAAGUUGAUACGAAACAGGCCCUCCUGUUUAAUGCUUGCGACGGGUUGUUUGUUAUUCCAAAAAAACCCUCUUUAACUACGAAGAACGAAAUGGCUCCAAUCCACAUGACUGGGAUCAUCAGGAGUGAUGAAAAAGUAGAAGAAAAGCCUAAGACUAACUCUUCUUUUGAAUCCUCGUCACCUGAAAACGCUCCACCAGCUUGGUUCAGAAGUUACAUGGACUCGAUGAAGCGUGAGAUCGUCGAAGAGGUCUCUACGAAAGUAAUGUCGGAGGUAAUGGGAGUAUUGAAUGCAGGUUCUUCAGAGACAUGUUCCUCGUGCAGCCAUUCUAUGCAUCGCAAUCGCCAUUCUCAAGAGUCAAAUACGGAAGAGAAACUACGUCGUAAAAAGAAAAAGCGAGCCAUCGGCGAAGUAGAAUCGAGCGAUACGUUUAACCCUCCUCAACAGCCGGAUGUUCAAGUGCUUCGAAGGCUGAAGAAGAUCGAAAGUUUGGCACACAACUUUCAUAAGGCGCUUGAGAAUAAGCGAAAAAAAUGUGAAAAGAUAAAAUAUGCUUAUCCUAAUAUCGUUCUGCUGGAUAAUAACCUCGAUAAGCGUCCCAAAAGCGCUUUUGUACCUGUCAUCUCAGCAGCGCCAAAAGAUGAACUGCCCACGAAAUGCGAGACAGAUUCGAACAUUGCUUCCUGCAGCGAGGGAAGGGCUCGAAUGAAUUGCUCCGUAACUGGACAAGAAAUGCUCGAGAAGCCGACGAGCAAAGAAAACACGUACGAAAGUGAGUCCGACAGUGACAACAUCAGCAUGUUGUACGACAGCGACAACUCUGUUAAUCUUUCGGACGCCGAGCACGACUAUAACUUUGAGAUGGUACAGACACCGCCCUGCUUCAUACUAGACAAACCAUUAAACACUUGCGACUCCCAGGAUUCAAAACCUCCCGAAACAUUUGACAACAGCGCUCCGCUAACAGCGGACAGGCAUAACUUCAACGUCGUGUGUGAAGCAGAAAGCGAUCGUAACAACAAUCAAGAUUCUCCGAGCUACGAGGUUCUCUCCGACCCAGCGUCUUCCGACUCCUCGCUCCGCCUAAACGAGGACCAUUUCCAUGUGAGCAGGAAUAUAUCGGAACAAACGUCAAAUGCAGACCUUAUCGAUCUGAACCACGAGAAUCAAGAUGAGAAAAAGAGCAAUGCGCUUGUGAUUGACAUGGCAGGAAAGGUAUUUGAAGAGAGUAUUGAUGAUGCAUCAAACGAAGUAAUCGAAAUAUACUUAAACAAACGCCCCGGAGGCAGUUACGCCUUCGUCAAUGAAACUUUACCGAGCCACGUCACCAAAGACACUUCACAAAUGUCCAAGUCGGACACGAAUUUGGGUGAGUCGAACUACGAGAGUUGUAACUUGAAUUUGAACAUGAAAAGUUCUCAUCCAAGUUACGAAUCGAAGAAAGACAAAUCAGCCCCUACUGUCACCGAAUCGCAGACCACUUUUCAAUCACAAACAGAGUUCACGUCGGGAAUGACAAACGACACUACGCACAGCUUCAGUUCCCACAGUUCUCACACUACAGGUAACGGCGUUUACACCUUCACGCAAGUUCAGACGCAAACAAGUCACACAGAUCCAAAAUACACGGUCAUUGAUAACAAUGCUUCGAAAGGUCUCGAAGAGACCAAGUAUACAUCCUGCGAAAACGACCUUGGCGUAAGGGAUUGCCAAUCGAAACUAGGCGAAGAUAAACAAACGAACGAUACGGGCGGAAAAUAUCGAAGGGAAUUCACCAGCGAAGGUUCAGCCUGCGUUUUCACCGAACAAUCGCAGAAGUCGAGCGUCGAAAACGAAACCCGUGAGUCGUCUCCAGAUAUUGGUCGUGCGUCUAACGACGCUGUACAUAUUUUGCCUGAGACGUUGGUAUCUGGUGCAGUAACCGUCGCAUCGAGCGCUUAUUCAACCGCACGCCGAGUUUUUGAUCGAAUUCGCAGUAUGCAGACGGGAGGUGCUCAUGAAAAUGUGGAAGAUGGCGUUCUUGGCUCGGACAUUGAAAGAUACUUCAGUAUUCUCGAAGAAAUGGGAUUCACCAACGUUGAAUUGAACGCACGACUUCUUCAUGAAUACAAAUUCGAUAUGUCAAGAGUGAUAAGUGCGUUGGUACAAUAAAAUGGUAAAAAAUAUGUAUUAUCAUGAUGAUAUGUAAUAAAUAUAAGGUAUUAAUGAGAAACUUUUAACUUAGUACGAAUUUUGAUGUGUAUAAACAUUGCUUUCGAAUGAUGUUACGAUAAAGAUUUAAAAAAAAAAAACAUGAAAACCACACGUACGCAUACCGGCAAUCUUACACUAAACAAAAAUCAAGUAGUAGUACCUGGUUAAAAAUCAUUUUGACUAACAAUUUUUGUGAUAAAAAUAAGAAUUUGAUGCAUACGAAUAUCUGCAUACGUAUUAUUUCAGCAGGACAAGUAUUUUCAAUAAAAACUGAACGCCGAUUGCUAAAAUUUGAGAUAUUUUCGCAUGGUAAACAUAGUAUAUUGAUAAUCUUACUGGAUUUUUAACUGAUUAUAGACUGUGAACAUUGGCUGUGUUGAAAAUUGGGAAAUGACAGAAAAGAACAAAUGAUAUGCUUAAUAAAUGAAUGACAUAUUCACCAACAAAUGAACAAACUUCAGUACCGGAUGCAAAGUUAUAACUUCGGAUCCAUUAAUUUCAUAGACUUCGAGUAGUAGUGCAAAAUAUGUAUUUUUUACUAGAACCAUACGUCAAAAUUCUAUACGCCAAGAAACGUUAUUAAAACAUUUACUUUAUGUAUCCACGCAUCUUUGUUGAAAACCAUUAUACAUAUUGAAUAAUAAAUCACGAGAUAGUCUAGAGAAAAUAAUAUACCUAUUGCCUACAAUCGUACAUUAAAAUAUUUUCAGAAUACCUAGGAUAAAUCGUGAAUACACCUAGUAAUUGAACUUACCAAGCUGCCUGGGUAUUCUGCAUCAGAUCUUCUUAGUCAAUUUUUAGUAUCACUGUUGUUUGCACCAACAAAUUGCCACCGCAACCACGUAUGUGAAAAGGCCUUUUAAGUUGCACAAUGCACCGGCACAAGGUUGAUUUUCAGUCAAGCCAAUACUUGCAUUCAAAACCUUUGAAUAGCGUAAUUAUAGAGAUAGUAAACACUGGUUUUAAAAUAGAAGUAUAGAUAUAUUCACAGCGUAUUAAUCUAUUAAAG
This is a messenger RNA of Neodiprion fabricii, 3795 nucleotides long. RefSeq lists its product as uncharacterized. The coding region runs from base 225 to 2744 and encodes 839 amino acids. NCBI's taxonomy places the organism in Eukaryota, Metazoa, Arthropoda, Insecta, Hymenoptera, Diprionidae. The transcript has 5 exons. The record is from RefSeq and is a predicted model, not a curated record.